AUGGUUCCAUUACUACAAGACACCCCAAUUGCGACAAACAGUGUUUUGACAAUUUCUUCCAAACCUGGUGACAUGGCACGCAGCGAUUCAUCAGCGUCAUCCGCGACCGAAGAUGAACGCGUAGCCCUGAGUGAAACUUCAUGGUCUGAAGGAGCAGCAGACACCAAGGAAGACGACAUCCAUGCACAAAAGCAUGCUCUGCACAACGUUUUAUCGGAGCUUUUUGAAGAAAAUAUCCUUGCCAAGCCCUGUCGUGCUGCAAGUAGAGUCUUGCAAGGCUUUAUUCCGGCACAUGACGGUUUUCCCGAAAUCGUGCCCCAGCAAGGCCCUAGGCAAGGGCAUUGGGAAUUUCGCGAACCCGAAUUCUGGACCUGCGGUUUCUUCCCGGGAACACUGUACGCUCUCCUUGAGCGAUCUAUCAGAUACCCGGGAUCUUUGCGAGCCGACAACCCCGAAAAUAGAUCAUCCACGAUUAUCAGGAACUAUUUACUCCCGUUAUGCAAGUCAUGGUCUGAGCCACUUCAUGCCAUGGCCAGCAGAACAGACACCCACGACAUUGGCUUCAUCAUCAUGCCGGCGCUUCGAAGAGAUUGGGAGCUAUUCGGUACCGAGCGCAGUUUGGCUUCUAUCGUACAGGCGGCUCACAGUUUGGCUACCCGUUAUGUGCCAGCUGCUGGUGCCAUUCGCAGCUGGGAUUGUCUUCUGAAAAAGGACAUCACCGUCACAGACAUGGAAAACAAUCUCCUCGUCAUUAUUGAUAGCAUGUGCAAUCUCGACCUCCUAUUUUAUGCUGCUGCGCAGACUGGUGAACAGAGACUCGCUGAUAUUGCUGCAUCCCACGCAACGACAUUAUUGAAGACGCAUCUUCAACCAGAGAGUGUGAGGUCGACUGCCAAGCACGGACAUCAGGGUCAACUCUACUCGACUUGCCAUGUUGCCAACGUCGACCCCCAGACUGGAGAUUUGAAAUGGCGACGGACAGCCCAGGGCUACGACGACCACUCGACGUGGUCGAGAGGUCAAGCCUGGGCUAUCCUUGGUUAUGCACAGACUUACAACUGGACCAAAGAUGAAAGCUUCCUCGAUGCAGCGUGCGGGUGCGCCGAGUAUUUCCUCUAUCGGCUGGAAACAUCCCCUUCUUGCGUCGAGCUUCCGAUUAAAACUGGACGAGGGCAUGCAAACCCCCGCAGGGGACGACAUGUACCACUCUGGGACUUUGAUGCGCACAUUGAGAAUCCUCAAGAUCCGCUUCGCGACUCAUCGGCUGGCGUGAUUGCCGCAAAUGGAAUGCUAUUGCUAUCCCAAUCCCUUGCUGCGUUGGGUAGACACACGAUGUCGCGCCGCUUCUUCGAUGCGUCCAUCGAAAUCGUCAAGGAUACGUUGGAUGUGUGUCUCGCUACCGAGAAGGCCAAGCUGACCACUUUUGGAAAUAAUGGCACAUCCAUCAAAGUGGAAGAUGUUGUCCUGGGGGCGACCUUUGAUGCUCUUUUGAAGUAUGGGACAGCUAACAAUAAUGAAAACGCAAGGAGACGGUAUGCUAACCACGGAUUGGUAUAUGGCGAUUAUUAUCUUGUCGAGUUCGGAAACCUUCUUUUGAGUAUGGGACUGAUCUAG
Molecule: messenger RNA, 1614 nt
Organism: Fusarium oxysporum Fo47
Lineage: Eukaryota; Fungi; Ascomycota; Sordariomycetes; Hypocreales; Nectriaceae
Product: Six-hairpin glycosidase-like protein
Exons: 1
Coding region: 1-1614 (537 amino acids)
Biological process (GO): polysaccharide catabolic process
Molecular function (GO): chondroitin hydrolase activity
Source: RefSeq, a predicted model, not a curated record